UGCGACAGUCUUAGUGGAGUCGUGUUUACAUCCCUGCCUGCUGUAAUUCAGGUUCAGGACUGGUUUUAGGGGUAAUAAUAAUAAUGGGUCCUCCUGUGCGUGAGAUGAACGACUGCAGGAAAGCAGUGAAAGAAGACUGUGAGCAGCUGCUGAGCCGCUACAAGAAGACUGACUCAGUCCGCUUCCAGGUGUUCUGCAACAUCUGGAAAGAGAGCAAGUUUGAGCAGAUAUUCUACGGCACUUUGCAGCACGAGAAGCGAAGGUUCAGUCGCCUGCUUCUGGAAACGGCGUACAACUACUUCCUGCCUCCGUUCAGCUUCCAGAUCAGAGUUGGAGGACUUUACCUGCUGUACAGUCUGUUUCACUGUCAGAACGCCUCGCCUCCAGAGCAGAUCCGUGUGGCGUUAAAGGAUUGGGAGGACGUGAAGAAGUUUGAGAAGGACGCUUUGAACGCUAAGCACUCCGACGUCGUCUUCAUCUUCAGACAGCUGACGUUCCACAAAGCCUUUCACUUCACCGCCAUGCCCACUCUGCUUAAGUUUGAUAAGAAGAGGAAGUUUGAAGGCUCAGUGUUGAGCGAGGAGUUCAUGGAGCGAGCGUCUCGUCCGCAGGAGCUGAUCAACAUCGAGCUGCUGGAGGAACUCUCAAACGUUCAUGACAUCUACGAGAAGAUGAAGGUUUCUGUAGCGUCAGCGUCAGAACAGCCGCCUUCAUCCGUCGACCUGAUCAGGAAAGAUCUCGUCCCUCAGCUCCGCGCACCGUUAUGGAUUUUCUACAAGUGGCAGCAGAGGAGGAAGGAAGGGGGUGGUGAUGAAGAUGAAGACAGCGGUGAGGGAACAUCUACUCAGCAGGAUUGCUCCAGAAGAGCCAAUCUCGUCGCCUCCAUCAAGUCGAAGGCGUAUGGGACCGCAGCCGAGGCCUCAAAGUCCCGGCGUCAUCGUCAGGUUCAGGUGGAUUUCACCAGCAGCGUGUUCGGACCAGCGAAGCCUCCAGGUCGCAUCAGGAUAGUCAAACCGUCUCUGAAAGCCAGAACCAACGAAAGUUUAGACAUCACCAGUAAUUGUCUGAAGACGCCUCCGACAUCCACUCAUACCAGCGUUCUCACCACACUGGACUCUGCUCCUGAAGAAAAACCAAAACAGCAGAGAAGAUUCAAGUUGUGAUGAAGACGACGCAGCAGUCGACCUUCAUCCUGACCGCAGCUGCUGUUCAACGUUCAAUAAUGUUUGUUUUAAAAUUCAGGUUUUAAAUGAUCUGUUUUUAUAUUCUGGGAAUCUGUAUCAUAGCAAAAAUGUGAAUGUUUUUACAUUUUAAAAUGUUCUUUUAUUUAUUUGUUUGAGUUGAAAAUCAUAAUGGAUGUAAAGAAGACAUGCAAAGCAGGCUGUUGAAGAAAAAAUAUGGUUGUAAAACUAUUUGUAUUUGCAAGAAAUGUUAGAAUAUGUGAACAGAAACAGCUAAAGUAAGACUUUAUUGUCCCAGUGGGAAACCAAUAGAUAUAUGCACAUACAUCCAUCAAUCACACAUGUGCAUUUUCAUCAGAAAAAAGUUCACACAUAGUAAAAUAUAUAAAUAUAUAACAGUGAUCAAUGAUAAGAGAGACAGAUACAGCAUGCACAUAUGUCAGCCUCAGUGGUGUUAGAGGAUUUUGGGUCUGAGAAGAUUUUUUGGGUCAGUCUGAUUAUAUUUGUUUGAUGGACUGAUAUGAUCAUCACGGCUGUCUGUAAACGUCAGGAGAUGAGUGCCUUUGACUGAACUAUCAGGAUACCGUAAUACACAACACUAAAGGAAACAGUUACUUCAUGCAGGUUUUUUUUUCCUCUUAAACCUUCUUAUGUGAAAUGUUAAAACUGGGUUCUGUGCUGCAGCUCGGCCUUCGUUAUUGUCUCCACUGUU
Molecule: messenger RNA, 1893 nt
Organism: Scomber scombrus (Atlantic mackerel)
Lineage: Eukaryota; Metazoa; Chordata; Actinopteri; Scombriformes; Scombridae
Gene: snapc1b
Product: small nuclear RNA activating complex, polypeptide 1b
Biological process (GO): snRNA transcription by RNA polymerase II; snRNA transcription by RNA polymerase III
Cellular component (GO): snRNA-activating protein complex
Molecular function (GO): sequence-specific DNA binding
Source: RefSeq, a predicted model, not a curated record